AUAUUGCUUGAGUGUGGCUACAUUGCAAAGCUGUUCCCUAAACACGAGGAGACGGCAUACAUGGAAAUGCUGCGGGCGCUUCUGAGUGGUGCAAAGACAGCAGGGUUUAGAGCAUCUGUCUGCAAACAAAUAUUAAAAGCCUCUGCUUUAUCAACAAAAAAAAACACAACGCUUCUUCACUGUAUUCUUCCUGCUCUCGUACAGACUAUCCAGGCCAAAGAGGCAGUCAGCUCCGGCAGUACGAUGCCUUUGCUGCACUUGUGCGCUGCGUCUUUGGUUAAUUUGAGUGCUGGGGAUCCGCGAACCAAAGAAAUUCUUCUAGAGGGAGGCGUACAUUCUGCUUGCCUCACCCUCCUUAAAACAAAGGAAGCAAACGUAGUAUUGGCUGCGUUGCUGCUGCUGCUAAAUCUAACAAAGCUGGCGGCCCACAGACAAAAGUUUCUCGCUGCUGGAGGUCUUUACCCUAUUGUAGAUCUCCUCAUGCACAACUACGCCUCAGAUCUUCCGGAUCGGCGGGCUCUGCUGUCUGCGUUGAUGGGAGUUGUGGGGCAGUUGGCCAACGAUGAAGAGGCGAGGGCAGACCUCAUUGACAGGUUUCCGGUUGUUGACUUUGUGCUAUACGCAUUUCAUACAGCUGGAGAAGACGUAGAGUAUAAGACAAAAUGUCUCUGUCUGUCUCUGUCUUUGCUUUGGUUGUUUGCGCGUUUUGUUUGA
Molecule: messenger RNA, 714 nt
Organism: Eimeria acervulina
Lineage: Eukaryota; Apicomplexa; Conoidasida; Eucoccidiorida; Eimeriidae
Exons: 7
Source: RefSeq, a predicted model, not a curated record